AUGCCAAACUCUGACUCUUUAAAUACAGAAUUUUUGGAUUCGUUGAAUCCCGAUGACUAUAUAUUCGGUUUAAUCCACUUCCCUCCCGGUUUUGAUGUCAAGAAUCUCCUUACUGCUGAAACAGAAUCGAUGCUCCUGAAAUUCUUUAGAAAACUCAACAAGCAUCCCCUUACUCCUUUGCGUAAACGAUUUCCUACUUCUCCCUCCUCUCAUGCCUUGGAAUUGUGCUUCGAGGGCUCCUCGUCUCAUACACGUUUACCAUUCCUCGGUCGUUCCUCUGACGGCGGUUAUUGUUUGCGUCAGCUCGAUGUUCAGCGAUUGCAAAUCUGCCUUAGCGAUGACGUCUAUGGGCAAAUCAAGUACGUUUCUGAGGUACUCUCGUAG
Messenger RNA from Hydatigera taeniaeformis, 384 nucleotides. NCBI's taxonomy places the organism in Eukaryota, Metazoa, Platyhelminthes, Cestoda, Cyclophyllidea, Taeniidae. The record is from the annotation of a GenBank genome assembly.